AUGCCCGUGCUUCAGAUUCGCUCGCCGGCGUCGCCCGGUUCGCCGGAGCAGACGCCGCUGGCAAGACAGACGUCGGUGAUCCGGCGCCUGGUGCUGGAGCCGCGGCCUGAGCCCGAGCCGGCGCAGCACCCGUGCGACGACUGCGGUCGCAAGUACAGCACCGCCUCCAACCUGGCGCGCCACCGCCAGCUUCACUGCCUGCCCGCAGACAAGAAGGCACGCAAGUGUCCCGAGUGCGACAAGGUCUACGUCUCGAUGCCGGCCUACUCGAUGCACGUCCGCACGCACACGCAGGGAUGCCGCUGCCCGUACUGCGGCAAGACCUUCUCGCGCCCCUGGCUACUGCAGGGCCACGUGCGCACGCACACGGGCGAGCGGCCGUUCCGCUGCUCCGUCUGCGCCAAGGCGUUCGCCGACAAGUCCAACCUGCGCGCGCACGUGCAGACCCACUCGAACGUCAAGCCGCACGUGUGCCAGCGGUGCGGCAAGGCCUUCGCGCUCAAGAGCUACCUGUACAAACACGAGGAGUCGAGCUGCAUGAAGGAGCGACCACAGACCCGGCUCAACUAG
Molecule: messenger RNA, 570 nt
Organism: Pollicipes pollicipes
Lineage: Eukaryota; Metazoa; Arthropoda; Thecostraca; Pollicipedomorpha; Pollicipedidae
Product: transcriptional repressor scratch 2-like
Exons: 4
Coding region: 1-570 (189 amino acids)
Biological process (GO): regulation of DNA-templated transcription
Molecular function (GO): RNA polymerase II cis-regulatory region sequence-specific DNA binding; DNA-binding transcription factor activity, RNA polymerase II-specific
Source: RefSeq, a predicted model, not a curated record